Messenger RNA from Gopherus evgoodei (Goodes thornscrub tortoise), 1704 nucleotides. Its product is annotated as killer cell lectin-like receptor subfamily F member 1. The coding region runs from base 28 to 666 and encodes 212 amino acids. The transcript has 5 exons. NCBI's taxonomy places the organism in Eukaryota, Metazoa, Chordata, Testudines, Testudinidae. The record is from RefSeq and is a predicted model, not a curated record.
GUGUGCUUGUCUCCAGUUGAACCAGCCAUGGCUGGGGAAAUAGUCUAUGCUGAUUUAAACAUCCGUGGAGAUUCGUCCCUCACCAUCCGACCCCAACCUCCUCACCACCUGAUUUUUCAGGGCCCCUGCAGUAAAGCAGAGACCGGCGGAGGCUCCGUGGCCCCCGAGAGUGACUGGGUCACCAGGAGGAAUGGAAACGGUACAGACUGCAACUCCAGCUUGGCGUCUCACCUAAGACGGCGUCUGUGUGACUCCCCUCAGAACAGCUCAGCAGGGCCCCCCGGGUGCAGACUCUGUGCCCCGAACUGGCUGCUGCAUGGGGACAAGUGCUACUGGCUUUCCAAAGAGAGCAAAAAGUGGAACGAGAGUCGUGAGGACUGCUCGGCGAAGAGCUCUCAAAUGCUCAUGAGCCAGGACCAGCGUGAGAUGGCAUUCAUAAAAACUAUCACGGAGGGGAAAUACUCCAUUUGGAUUGGACUGCACCUGACAACCUCCAAGGGAAACUGGACGUGGGUGGAUGGUUCCCCGUUGAAUCAAACAGGGGUUUCACUAUUGGCCCCCGACACUGGAAACAGCUGUGGGGUGUGGAAGGAGAAUCAGAUUCGCGGUGAAAUCUGCAGUGGUUCCUUUAAAUGGAUUUGCCAGAGAGAAGCUGUCCCGAUAUAAAUGGCAUUAGCGGAUCCCCUGUUUCAUUAAGGGACACACAAGACUAAGGUUCGGGCUUUGGGUAAAGCUCUCAAAGGUGGAGGGCCGUCGCUGAGCCUGGGAAAACGCCACCCUGCGCUCUGUCAGUGCUGGGACGCUUUAGAAAUACACAAGAGAAACAGCGCCCCGCAGGGGCACGUGCACGCACAGAAUGAACUUGUCUGCAUGCGAACGCACAUAGGAAGGGAACACACGCAGAGCUGCACUUUGCAGGCCAUGGCUGUAAGAGGACAGAUCCUCACGAACACAGGCCUCAGAGUGUUGAUUAAUUAUUUUAAUUACAAGCACAAAUAAUCACAGCGUUAGAUACAUUAAAUCUAUACAAUAAUGCCUGUACUGAGUUUGUACCGCUGAUUAGUAUAUUAGCUUCUCCCCCCAUUUUAAUCUUUGCAGUAGGUGUUUCCCACUGGGAUAGUGUGGAGGAGUCACCCAGCUCAUGUCAAAUACAAUAUGCUUCUGACUCACCUUUCUCCCAGCACAGGUCUCCACUCUAGCUACGCAGCAGAAGAUUAGAGUGCUCUGCAGCAAACCUAGACAUUGCAAUGUCUACUCCGGCCCAUCAGAUGGUGCUAGGCCAGGGGGAAAAAUAAAAAUAAACCGAUACAUAAAAGGCAACAACAACAAUACAGACUAGAACUAGCUGGAAAAGCAGCAUUUUGUGCUGCAAAAGUUUCCACAGGGAAAAAAAAAUCCCAAGAAACAUUUUUAACAUCCCAAUCGAACAAUUUAAGGGCAAAACUUCUUUCUCCACUUACAUGUUUUUACUCGUUCCUAAUUUCUUCUGCAUGGGAGACAGUGAGUGAGAAAGAGUUUGUAUGCGUCUGGAUAGGAGGGUAGUUUUUUAAGGAACACUUUCACUUUGAAAUGUUCAUUGAACAUAACAUAUUACUUUCUGAAACGCUCUUAGUUUUCCAUGUGGCUAAAGUUGGAAGGCAGCCAGAAAGUGGAGAGAUGAAACAAAAAAAACAGCACAAUUUCAAAAUUCUAAAAACCACUGGG